Messenger RNA from Asparagus officinalis (garden asparagus), 1963 nucleotides. Its product is annotated as stomatal closure-related actin-binding protein 1. The record is from RefSeq and is a predicted model, not a curated record. NCBI's taxonomy places the organism in Eukaryota, Viridiplantae, Streptophyta, Magnoliopsida, Asparagales, Asparagaceae. The coding region runs from base 154 to 1638 and encodes 494 amino acids. The transcript has 13 exons. Gene Ontology annotation, molecular function: actin binding. Gene Ontology annotation, biological process: regulation of stomatal movement; actin filament organization.
AUCAUUUUGAUAAUUACACUUUCUUUUGAGUGCGAAGCUUUAAAACUCUUUAUCUCAUCUGGAAGGAGACAGAAGAGCAGAGGACAAGAGAUUAUCUCAAAGUUCGCUCAAACUCAAUCCUGGUGAGGAUAAGAGAAUUCGAUUCUCGGGUCGAUGACAAGGGUAACCCAUGAAUCUGGAGAUGGGAUGCAAAAGGAUGCGAUUCUAUCAGCGUCGUCUGAUGUGAAUUUUGCCUCAGAUAAGUUUCCAGAUUAUGAGAUAGGAGCCAACAAUAUAAUUAUAGAGCCAGAGGAGAGUCCUAAAGUUCCAUCUCUUAAGGAGAUCGUUGCGAAGGAGACUGCUCUUCUGCUGGAUCAGCAGAAACGAUUGUCAGUUAGAGAUCUUGCGCAGAAGUUUGAGAAUGGUUUGGCCGCCGCUGAGAAAUUGUCCGAUGAGGCUAAAUGGAGAGAAAUGACUUCAUUGGAUAGACAUGUUCUUCUGAAGAAGCUUAGGGAUGUUCUUGAGGCUCUUAGAGGGCGAGUAGCUGGUCGGAAUAAGGAUGAUGCUGAUGAGGCCAUCUCCAUGGUAGAGGCUUUGGCGGUUCAAUUGACUCAGAGGGAAGGAGAGUUGCUCCAUGAGAAAGCCGAAGUCAAAAAACUAGCAGCCUUCCUUAAGCAGGCUUCCGAAGAUGCCAAAAGGGUAGUUGAAGAAGAAAGGGCUUUUGCUCGUGCAGAAAUUGAGAGUGCCAGAGCAGCAGUACAGAGAGUUGAGCAGACCUUUCAGGAACAACAGCAUAUUCCUAGAAGUGCAGAGAUACAGGACUUGGAGGAACUAAUGAAAGAGGUUCAAGACGCUAGACGAAUCAAAAUGCUGCAUCAACCUAGUAGAGUUAUGGAUAUGGAAUAUGAACUUGAAGCAUUGCGGAUUCAGCUUUCAGAAAAGUCUAUGUGCUGCAUUCAGCUCAAGAAGGAGCUAGAAAGAAGUAAAAUGCUAAAGGAUAAUAGAUCGCAGUUAUAUGAGCUCGAGGGUCCUGAAAGUCUCGGUUCAUGCUUGCAUAUAGUACCACAAACAAAUACUGCUCCUGACAUAUCUAGUUGUUCUAUUCAGUGGUACCGUAUGCUGCCUGAAGGAAGUAAAAGAGAACUGAUUUCAGGGGCAGUUAAAUCAGUCUACGCCCCAGAGCCUUUUGACGUCGGAAGAUUCUUGCAAGCAGAGAUCACUCUGAAUGAUGAGAAAUUCAUAUUGUCAACAACCACACCAAUAGAGUCAGCGGCAGGAUUGGGAAACUAUGUGGAGUCGCUUUUAAGAAAGAGUGACAAUGAGUUUAAUGUGGUGGUGGUUCAAAUGAACGGAAAUGAUCAUCCAUCUGAAUCUGUUCACACAUUCCAUGUUGGGAAACUCAGGAUAAAGCUUCGAAAAGGAAGGAGUACAAAGGCUAAGGAAUCAUAUUCCACUUCAAUGCAGUUAUGUGGAGUUAGAGGUGGUGGUAGUGCUGCUGCUCAGUCACUUUUCUGGCAAGCUAGGAGAGGCUUCUCCUUUCUACUAGCUUUCGAAUCAAUAAGAGAAAGGAAUGUGGCAAUAAUGCUUGCUAGGAGAUAUGCUUUUGAUUGUAAUAUUAUGCUUGCUGGCCCAGAAGAUCGGUCACCGGUUGGAACCUAAAUAAACUAAAUUAACAAGAUCUACUAUCCAAUAGCGCAAGUAUAUAGGGAGGGGGUUUACAGGGAAUUGUAUUUAUUUGUAAGGUGUAUACUGUGUAGGCUUGGUAGCCAAAGGCAUCCUUUUAUUUGCCUUCUCAUGAGGUUUGUAACAAUUUGGGCUUCUGAAUUUAACUCUAAUUUUCUUUUAUACUUGUUGAGUCCAACGCCAUGGCUCACUGUUACAUUCGCAUCCGCUUCAGUUCAUUUGAAGAGGUGUCGGCUUUGUAAAUGGAUAUGUUUUUCUUUUCUAAGACCGGUUGGGGUGAAGAUUAUUCUUUAUUUGCUUA